AUGGGCACUCAAGCUAUGCAUAGAUAUUAUAAAGAAAAAUCAAUAUUUCUGAUACAAACCUUGACAAUGGAGAGAAGUGACAAAAAAGAAAAAAAUGUGCAACCAAGUACAAAAAGUAAACCAAGACGUUUAUUAAGUGUAAAAAGUACAAAUUCAAAGGAACGAAGUCAAGAAGAGGAAGGUGGGGGCCUUCCACCAGAAAUGCACAGCAAACUACAAAAUUUGUUUAGAUUAAUUGAGAAAGAAUUUGAGCGUCUUCAUCAAGAAAAUGUUUCAUUGACAGACAAGAUUGAGCUGCUGACAGAAAAAUACAAUUUAUUAGGGAGUAAUACAGAAAAAGUCAAUAACGUUGAGAAAUCAGACUUGAAUGUUGAGUAUACGGACACAUCUAAUAAAGGUUCAAAAAAACCAUCAACAAGUCAGUUGAUGUCACAAAAGUUAAAAACAACUUACAAAGCUUCAACAAGUAAAAUUGUAUCAAGUUUUAAAAUUCCAAACCAAGGUGGUGGUCUUUACUGUCAGUUAGUACAGAAAUAUAAUGGUCAUCGUGAUGGUAUAUGGGAGGUCAGUUGUUGCAGAUCUGGACAAGCUGUUGUGGGAACAGCAUCUGCCGAUCGCACAGCUCGUAUUUGGAAUAUUGAAACCGGGCAAUGUUUAAUAUCCUACCAUGCACACAAUGGUUCCGUAAAUUCAAUUCGAUUCCAUCCAACAGAUUCUUUGGUAUGCACAGGAUCAGGCGACGGUAGCUGUCACAUAUGGAAGGUUCAAAUACCAACGAUAUCUGAUCUAAAAAGUAAAUCGCCUUUAGAAUCUCCUGCGGGUUCUGGAGAUGAUGAGCAGGAGGACGAUAUAGACACUGCGGAUAAUCAACAAAUCAGUAAGAUAAAAGUUCCAGUGAGUGAAUUCACGGGACAUGAAGGACCUAUCGCAUCUGCUGAUUGGUGGUCUAACGGAACUCAAAUUGUGACUGCAUCAUGGGAUAGAACAGUAAAACUAUGGGAUGUCGAGGAAGAGAAAGUUAUUCACACUUUAGAAGGUCAUGAGUUGGAAAUCACGCACGCGUCUGCACAUUCCGUUCAAAAAUUAAUCGUGACGUCAUCACAGGAUACGACAUUUCGUUUGUGGGAUUUCAGAUUACCCACAAUGCAUUCUGUAAAUGUUUUCCAAGGUCAUACCGACACGGUUACUUCUGCAGUUUUCACCACGAAAGCUGACCACGUUGUCAGUGGGAGUGACGAUCGCACUGUGAAGGUUUGGGAUUUAAAAAAUAUGAGAUCACCAUUGGCAACCAUACGAUUAGAUUCAGCUGUUAACAGGCUAUCGCUCUCGCCUACGCAGAACGUAAUCGCCAUUCCACACGACAACCGACAAGUUCGACUCUAUGAUCUGUCAGGAAACCGAUUGUCUCGCUUACCUAGACGUCACCGACAGGGUCAUCAACGAAUUGUUUGCGCUACAAGUUGGCUCGAUGACACAAACACAAGAAACAUUCAGCUUUUUACAGCAGGCUUCGAUAAACAAUUACUUGGAUGGAAUGUCGUUUUUUAAAGCCCUAUGUUUCGAGAUUAUUACAGCCUAAGGCGGUGCGUCGUUUGCCAACAGAACUACGAACAUGAGCGGCACGUUCCGUAACUGUGCUGAUUGUGUCAAACGCAAAUAACGUAACGUGCAGUUGCAAAGAAACAUCGACAGUAAAGGAAUGCUAACGACUCGGUAGAGAAAAAUUGAAUUAUAAGUUAUUUAUUUCCAGCGCAUGUAUUGAAAUGUAGAAUUUAAAAUUAGGAAAGAAAAAUGCUAUUUUACAGAAACAUGUA
Molecule: messenger RNA, 1814 nt
Organism: Hydractinia symbiolongicarpus
Lineage: Eukaryota; Metazoa; Cnidaria; Hydrozoa; Anthoathecata; Hydractiniidae
Product: WD repeat-containing protein 37-like
Exons: 16
Coding region: 1-1548 (515 amino acids)
Cellular component (GO): preribosome, large subunit precursor
Molecular function (GO): protein binding
Source: RefSeq, a predicted model, not a curated record